This is a messenger RNA of Pleurotus ostreatus (oyster mushroom), 1539 nucleotides long. RefSeq names its product CAAX farnesyltransferase (FTase) subunit beta (gene RAM1). The coding region runs from base 1 to 1539 and encodes 512 amino acids. NCBI's taxonomy places the organism in Eukaryota, Fungi, Basidiomycota, Agaricomycetes, Agaricales, Pleurotaceae. The transcript is spliced from 8 exons. Gene Ontology annotation, cellular component: protein farnesyltransferase complex. Gene Ontology annotation, biological process: protein farnesylation. The record is from RefSeq and is a predicted model, not a curated record. Gene Ontology annotation, molecular function: protein farnesyltransferase activity.
AUGGCCAACUCUCGCCCCCCACGUCCGGCGCCAGACGACGCAUUCCCAACUUCUACAUCACGUCUGCAAGCAGAGACAGAAGCAGUCCUUCUCGACCACAUCCCAACUCAAGUUCAAGCCGAGACCGCCCAACUACCUGCCAAACUCAACAAAAGCGCCCAUGUCCAAUUCCUCGCCCGCAACUUCAUCCAAGGCUUUCCUGCCAAAUACACAAGCCAGGACGCGAGCCAGCCAUGGCUGAUGUUCUGGACGUUGCAGAGCUUCAGUGUGCUGCAGGUUGGACUAGAUCCGGGGAAUAAGCAAAGGGCGAUCGACACUAUUUUGACCUGGCAGCACCCCGAUGGCGGGUUCGGAGGUGGUCCAGGACAAGCUGCCCAUCUUCUCGCAUCAUACGCAUCGGUCUGCGCCUUGUCGAUAGCUGGAGGGCAAGGAGAGAAAGGCGGGUGGGAUCAGAUAGAUCGGAAGAAGAUGUACCAAUUCUUCAUGUCGCUCAAGCAACCAGACGGAUCGUUCCUUGUGGCACAUCACGCAGAGGUCGACGUCCGUGGCAUUUAUUGCCUCCUCGUAACCGCGACGCUCCUCGAUAUCAUCACACCCGAGCUAGUUGAAGGGACCGCAUCCUUCAUCGCCUCUUGCCAAACUUACGAAGGCGGCUUCUCUUCCGCCUCUCAACCAUACUAUUCCUCCGAGCCAUACACACCCAAGUCUCUCCUCUCCUCCCCCAGACCCCCGCUCGGCGAAGCACACGGUGGAUACACGUUCUGCGCUUUGGCCUCGUGGGUGAUGUUGCAGCCGUUUUUGGAUCUCUCGCCCCGCGGUAUCUCUCGCGAUCGCCCGCAAAUCAACGUGAAGUCCCUCCUACGCUGGCUCGUUCAGAUGCAAGGGUCCGCCGCAGAGAUCGGAGGGUUCAGAGGGCGGACGAACAAGCUCGUAGAUGGCUGCUAUUCGUGGUGGGUUGGCGGCGCUUUUAGCCUUCUCGAGGCGCUGGGUGUCGGCGCCAGUGUUAUCGGACCUGUACCAGGGGACGGGGAAGACUCCAGGGCCUCUGGACGUGAUACGGAGCCUGGGGAAGAGGGGAAGGAUGGUGAAAAUGAACACGAAUGGGACGAUGUGGAUGACUCUUUCUUCAACCGCGAAGCGCUUCAAGAAUACAUCCUCUACGCCGGUCAACAUCCGACGGGCGGUCUACGCGACAAGCCUCCCAAGAACGCGGACGCCUACCACACGAUGUACUGCCUCUCCGGUCUAUCCUCUGCUCAACACCGCAUGUUCCCGUCCGUCGAGCGCCGUGAACAGUUACAAGAGGCGUGGAAAGCGCCUUCGCCCGACGAUACGCUCCCAGGGAAGAUUCGCAAGGAGACAUUCCUCAACUCGCUCUCGUGGACAGAGGACGAGAGCGCCUCUAAGAUCCUUGGAGGCGAAGCAAACAGAGUGAAUGCCACCCACCCGGUGUUCAACCUUACGAUAACGCAUAGCGAGGCUAUCAUGUCUCACUUUUACGGGCAGACGGUGCCGCCGCGCGUUCGGUCCUCAACGUGA